Symbiodinium pilosum is the source of this 214-nucleotide messenger RNA. Lineage: Eukaryota; Dinophyceae; Suessiales; Symbiodiniaceae. The record is from the annotation of a GenBank genome assembly.
GCAGCUUGCAUCACAGGCUUCCACACGACGAAGCUCGAUGCGGAGGAAGGCGGCCAGAUUGCCUUUGUGCAAACGCGAGUGCAACAGGUAGGUCGAACGAAAAAACACCGCAAGGUGGCCUCAGUGAACAUUUCGGAGCCGGACGGUGUUUGCGUUGACUUGAAGGCAAGCGACCUGCAGCGUCCCAUCAAUGACGUGCUGCAGGAGCAUCCAG